UGCUGUUAGCUGCCGGUUACUCCCGAAACUUCGAAAUAAAAAGCAUUUCAUAUUUUAUUGGUUUUUCUGUUAGUGGGCUGCUUAGCUAGCAACCUCUAACAAAACAACGUUUGCCGCAGUACUACAAUACUCAGUUAGCCAUUUGCGCAGUUACUUGCAAAAAAGACCUUUGUUUCACUAUUUCCACCAGCACCUAGAAUCAGCAUCAAACAAGGCUUAUGUGUCAAACUGGGGCUCUACACAUCAGAGGGCGCAAUGGAACGUGAAGAUAUUUUGGAAGCUUUGACAAUACUACAGGACGAUCUUGACCAAGAAUUAGAUGCACUACAAGAUAGCAGCUCGUGGAGGGAAAAAAUAUUUGUUUAUUUGGAUAAAGUGCAACAAAAUUUCAGAUAUUGCAUUCCUAAUGAAUCGUUCGACGACAUGACUGGUAAGGAAUGGAUAAAUGUCGCUUCGCCACUUCAAAGCAGCAUACAUUUACGCGGUAGAUUGCUGCUGGUGGAUUUCUUCACUUACUGCUGCAUAAACUGUAUGCACAUCCUUCCCUACCUGCAUCGUUUAGAGGCGAGCAUCGCAAAUGCAGAACUAAUCAUCAUAGGGGUCCAUUCUGCCAAGUUCGACAAUGAAAAGGUUUCAGAUCACGUUAAAAGUGCCGUCUUGCGAUACGGUAUUGAACAUGCCGUCCUUAAUGAUCCCGAAAUGCGGCUCUGGAACCUUUGCCAGAUUAUCUGCUGGCCCACCCUUAUGCUAGUCGGUCCCAACGGUGAAAUAAUCUACAAGUUUAUCGGUGAAAAGAAUAUGAGUAGAUUUGAAGCUUACGUAAGGAUCUUCAUUGACUACUAUUGCUCUAGAGGGCAGGUGACCAAUUCAAUAAAAAUUCCUAUUAAGCUUUUUCGAGAGUCAGCGGAAUCGAGUAAACUUUGUUGUCCUGGUAAAGUGGCAGUCAAUCAAUUAUUUCUUGCGAUUGCUGAUUCCUCAAAUCACCGGGUGCUUAUCUGCGACAAACAUACAUUCAAUGUGCUCUAUAUUAUCGGAAUUACCGGAAAGCCAGGCCGAAAAAACGACACGUUGUCAGAAAGCCGUUUUAAUUCACCUCAAGGCAUAUGCUGGUAUGGACGUUACGUGCUGUUUGUUGCCGACACAGAAAACCACUCCAUACGGAAGAUUGAUUUGGAGGCAGGCAGGGUGACUACAAUCAUUGGAACGGGUAGGCAAGGCGAAGAUUACGCAGGUGGACGGCUGGGUAUUGAACAAGAGAUCAGCUCGCCCUGGGACCUCGCUCUCUACAAGGAUAACGUUCUCUUCAUUGCUAUGACUGGAACCCAUCAGAUCUGGGCCUACGCAAUUAACGAAGAUGCCAAAUUUUUCAAUAGACAUGUGCUGGUGGAAGUUGGCAAGUGUGUCUGUAUCGCGGGAAGUGGACGCGAAGAGAAUCGAAACACAACGUAUCCAUUAAAAGCGGGUUUUGCCCAACCAUCUGGGUUGGCCCUUGAUUGCGACCAUAAUUUGCUCAUCGUGGCAGACAGCGAAAGUUCUACAAUUCGAAGCUUUGACUUGAAUUCUGGCUCCGUUAAGAAUAUUUGUGGAGGAGCUCACGACCCGAUGAACUUGUUUGCAUUUGGAGACCACGAUGGCAGGGGUCCUGAUGCUAAAUUGCAGCAUCCACUGGCGGUUGUAUGGGAUUUUCGGAGCAGUUCUAUCAUCGUUGCUGAUUCGUACAAUCACAAGCUGAAGAUUGUGGAUUUAAAAAGCCGAAUGUGUAAGACCGCACAGAUCAAGGGAACAUUAUGUCUGGACGAACCUGCCGGUCUUGCUAUCGACAACGUCGCCAAUAGGUUGUAUAUUGCGGAUACAAAUAAUCACCAGAUUAAGGUUGUAGAGCUUCAAAAUGACGAGUUCCUGUUCUCGGAUGAAGUCAUUGGGCCUACGCUUAAGUUUAAUUCUGACUCGUCUGAUGAUGUGGUGGAUUCUCUAUUGACUGUACGGGACUUCGUAUCAUGGCGCGCAACAGAUGAAGGUCCUUUGAGAGUAAAGUCCAGUUUGGGGCUUUGCCUCGAUCUUCUACUUCCAAAUGGCAUUGAACUAAACAGUGAUGCCCCACAGACGUGGACGUUACGAGGAGACGGUUUGCAAGAGCAGAAGCUUGAUGUAGAUGCCAUAGCCCAGAUAGAAAUCAAGCAAGAACGCCUCACAUUACAAAUACACUGCUCUCUUGUGCUGUGCAAUGAACUGCAAAAAACCUGCGAAAUGAAACAGAUCUCAAGGCAACUUGAACUUAUUCGUGAUGUGAAUUUUGGUAAUUCAGAAAUAAAGGUGGUUCUUGAGAUAUAGAGAAACAUUCAUAUAUACAGCCACAGCGUACAUUUAAAAUCAGAAGAAAUCGUGUUAACCGUAUCUUUUAACCGAAGGUAUUUGCGGACGGUGUAGUAUAUAUAUGCUUGAACCUUGGUCUCAUUUCUAUUUGCGGAGUCCGAAGUUUUAUCAAGGAAUCCACAGACAUUUAAAUUGGGUACAGUAGUGCGAUUACCGUCAGUGACAACAAAAAAAAGAACAGAUAUUUGAUUUACACACUUGACGUAGUAAGCAACAUCAGUAAUAUUCAUCAACGAUAACGUCAUUAACUUAGUAAUUUACUUACUUUUAUAGAACUUAUUUGUAGAGCACGCAUCUAAUAUGUGACCACUGACUAACCAUAUAUUUAAGCUUAAUUUAUUUGAUUGCUAUACUGCCUGAUAGUUUUUAAAUUCCAGAGAAAAUAUGUCUAGAACUUUUACGAAAUGAUUUCCGCUAUUUCAAAGCAAUAAAGAUUAAUAUGUCAACUUAGUUCUAUCCUAUAACCAAUUUUGUAAUGGACGUUUAACAGAAUAUGAUCCAUUCUUGCGACACCCUCUCGUUAAGAAAAAUAUUCACUAUUCCUCCUUUAGAAGGACUUUAAUAAACACUAAAAAUUAUAGUUGCUUCACCUGUUAGUAGAAAUAAGUUUUGUGUGCUUUCUUUGAUAAUAAAAUUAUACCUGUGAAAGAUAUUGCCGUGUACAUAUAUAUAUAUAUAUGUAUAUAUAUAUAUAUAUCAUUCAUCUUUACAUAUUUAUCGUUGUUGGUAAGGACACACUGUUUGACCUCUAGCAGAAAGUAUAUACAUAUAGCGUUUUGUCUUAUGUAUAAACUUGACAGGGAUUGUGACCUCAAUUGCAAACAAACAUGAAAGCAACUUAAUUUUUAUAACGUAUUCUAGUGCCUCCCUACAACUUUUAUGAGUACAAGUUUGUUAACAAUAAAUAUACAGGUUUAUUUUCA
Messenger RNA from Varroa destructor (honeybee mite), 3296 nucleotides. RefSeq names its product NHL repeat-containing protein 2. The record is from RefSeq and is a predicted model, not a curated record. Gene Ontology annotation, biological process: positive regulation of GTPase activity. NCBI's taxonomy places the organism in Eukaryota, Metazoa, Arthropoda, Arachnida, Mesostigmata, Varroidae. Gene Ontology annotation, molecular function: protein binding; guanyl-nucleotide exchange factor activity.